AUUGCAUCGUCAUUUCACAUGCCGAUCCUCAAACGCGGCGCGCGGGCAGGUUGACGCGGGUGGACCCCUCGAACUUUUGGCGGGGCAGCAACUCUAUCCUCGACCUGGACGUUCAACCUAGCUUCAACCACCCACCACACCACACCGCCCACUCGUUCAGCAUACCAUUGGGUAAUGCUAACCGUUUCCCGCAGUGAAUCACAACACACAGUAUUCCACGCCGUCCUUGAGACGUGCUGUCCCACCUCGCACGCCCAACAUUCCCUGAAGCCGGCGUUUGCAUUGAAGCCCACUGCCGACUCGGUCACCACGAAGAAGAAGAGCAGUGAGCAGGACAAAAGCACCGCAAGAUUCAUGGAGCUCCCUCACAAGCCACUCCUCCCUACCCUCGCGUGAACACACCUCUCACCAUGCCGUCGUCCGACGACAAGAACGACUCGAACGAUGCGAAGAGCGAGAAGCCCCAACCCUCCCCCGCAGACACCAUCUUCUUCUUCCAACCCAGUCACAAAGUCAAGCGCUUUGCCAAAAAGUACCGCACCGAAAUCGCCGCCUCCACCUCCUCCGUCCUGUCGACCUUCUUCGCCUUUCCCCUCGACUUCACCAAAUCCCGCAUGCAAAGCUACGAGACGGGCUUCCUGCAUACGGUCAAGGAUGCGUACAGAGCCGAGGGACUGCGUGCGUUCUGGCGCGGCGUCACCCCACCCGUCAUCAGCGUCACGCUCGUUCGCACCAUCAGCUUCAGUGUAUACCAGCGGGCCAAGUAUGCCUACGAUCGCACAAUCACCAACAUGACGGGGCAGAGUCCGUUGGUGCUGGCGAAUGCGCCGGGGAGCUAUCCGUCGCUCUUGACGAUUUCGUGCUUUGGUGCGGCCGGGGCUACGGCCGGGGCAGUCAUCACCACUCUCUCAUGUCCCUUUGAAUUGACGAAGCUCAACGAGCAGUUGGCGGGGAAGGAGGCGCGAAACAGUCUCGGGUCGGGCAAGUCUUCCACAUUACGUGCAGGCUCGUGGGCUACGGCCAAGCGUCUGGUCAAGGAUCGCGGAUUCUCAGGACUCUACUCCGGCUAUCGCUUACAUCUCCUGCGCGACACCAUCGGCACAUCGAUCUACUUCAUGACGUACGAAAGCACGAAGCAGCUCAUGUCGAAUGCGCGCGGCAGGAGUCCGACCAGUCCCUACGCCGUCGUGGUGGCGGGAGGCAUGUGUGGUAUAGUGAGCUGGGCAUGCAUCUACCCCAUCGACGUGGCGAAGACGCUGUAUCAGAAGUCCUUGCUUUCGGCGGGGUCGGGAGUGGCCAAGCGGCCGAGGAUUAACUUCUUCGGCCCCGGGUCGUAUCGUGGGCUGUUUGUUUCGGUGUUACGGUCAUGCAUUAUCAACGCGGUGUUUUUCAGCAACUUCGAGUUUCUUAAGAAGCGGAUCAACGCGUUGGAGGGAUGAGGGUUACAUUUGAUAGCGACAGGCCUACUUUGGGGUUGGGGACAGGCGCUGGUGAUUGAAUGA
Neohortaea acidophila is the source of this 1502-nucleotide messenger RNA. Its product is annotated as mitochondrial carrier domain-containing protein. The coding region runs from base 411 to 1439 and encodes 342 amino acids. The record is from RefSeq and is a predicted model, not a curated record. Gene Ontology annotation, molecular function: transmembrane transporter activity. The transcript has 3 exons. NCBI's taxonomy places the organism in Eukaryota, Fungi, Ascomycota, Dothideomycetes, Mycosphaerellales, Teratosphaeriaceae. Gene Ontology annotation, biological process: transmembrane transport.